AUGGAUACUGUUAGUGUCAGGCUGGGGUUAAAAUCUGCCCGGCCAAGACCUUCCGGCCACGAUCGGUCACACAAUGCUCGCGCCUUUAGCGUUAACUCAAAUUUGGGUUGGUCGAAUGGUGAUAAUCUGACAGAAAUAGACUUAGUUGACGCCGGUAUGACAGGGCCCGGGUACCGAAUGCCGGCUUUCGAUUGGCUAAAACGGAUUGGCUCAGACGAGAUACUGGGCAAACGUGCUGACCUUGUAAUCUCGACAAGAGGCGGAUGUGGGUGUCAUCGUUUGAGAUGGAGAGAAGUUGGUGAAAUUUGGGGCUUGCCGAGACCCCACACAUCCGCCGUCCCCUUCAAGCACGCCUCCCUAUCCCAUAAUCAUCCGAUAGGACGGCCAUGGGGUGGGCCACAGUCGCACAGAGAUUGCGCACAUCGACAGAUGCCAGAUCCAUUACACUCGUCCCGUAGAUCUGCCGCCAAGACGAGCGUGCCUACGGGCUCCACAGCCUGCAAACCCAAUUGGAUGAUGCAAGCUUUCCUAUUGAAAAUAUUCUCACUCCACCCAUUCAUCUGGUCAUUUUGGGAAUGGAGGCGUGAAAUCGCGAUAAACAGUGUUGGCUCUCGUCGAUUCCGUGACCUGUUUGGACAGAAAAAGCGUGCUCUGCUCUGA
This is a messenger RNA of Protopolystoma xenopodis, 660 nucleotides long. The record is from the annotation of a GenBank genome assembly. Lineage: Eukaryota; Metazoa; Platyhelminthes; Monogenea; Polystomatidea; Polystomatidae.